Molecule: messenger RNA, 1326 nt
Organism: Aureobasidium vineae
Lineage: Eukaryota; Fungi; Ascomycota; Dothideomycetes; Dothideales; Saccotheciaceae
Source: the annotation of a GenBank genome assembly
AUGCCCGGUCGCAUCCUGGGAUUCGACUUUCCUUCACCUCUGCUCAGACCCGUCCCCGAAAAGAAGCGCAGCGCAUCCUCAGUACGAUCAGACGGCUCCCGCCACGACAGCAUGGAGCAUCUCAGACGACCCCACUUUGGCAAGAGCCACUCUUAUGACAGCAAGAAGGACAAGAGCCGCGAGUCGAGUAUGAGUCGUCAAGCCGCAAGACACAUCAAGCUCGACAUGGUUGUAGAAUCUCCUCCAGUCCUGUUUCUGGAUGGCACCCAGCAUUCCUCGGGAUCUCUCUUCUCUGGUCGCAUGCAACUCGCCGUUACUGGUACAACUUCUGCUGCCAUCAAGUCAUUUACCCUCGCUUUCAGGGCUACCACCUGGACCAAGCGCCCCGUGGGAGACCACUGCAAGGACUGCUCUUCCAAGUCAAACGAUAUCAAAGAAUGGAAAUUCCUGGGCGAGAAUGCCGAGGUGGCACUUGGCAACCACGAUUUCCCUUUCAGCUACCUCAUUCCCGGCCACCUCCCCACCACGACCAACGGACACAUUGCAAGCAUCGACUACAAGCUGGUCGCUCGUGCUGAAACCGUCAACGGCGAAGUCGCAGAGUACGUCCGCCCAGUUGUCAUCAACCGCGCCAUUCGCCCUGGAAACGACAAGAACUCGGUCAGAAUCUUCCCUCCUACCAACCUGACACUCAACGUCACUCUGCCUUCAGUCAUCCACCCGAUUGGCGAUUUCCCCGUCUACGCCCGCAUGUCCGGCAUUACCACCAAGAAAGAAGACACACAAAUCAGAUGGCGCCUCAGGAAGUUGACAUGGCGCAUUGAGGAACAAGAAAAAUUUGUCUCACCAGCAUGCCCCAAGCAUAUGGCCAAAGUUGGUGGUGAGGGAAGAGGCAUCCAGCACGAGCACACCAGGGACAUCGGCAGCGACGACCUCAAGUCGGGCUGGAAGACGGAUUUCGCCGACGGCCAGCUUGAGGGCGAGUUCACUGCUUCCAUCGACAGCGGCUUGAAGCCUCAAUGCGACGUCGACAGCCCUUCUGGCCUCAAGAUCAACCACGUCAUGGUCUUGGAGCUGGUUAUUGCCGAAGAGUGGGCCCCCAACAAGAAGCCCAACCAAGCAACCCCCACUGGCGCUGCUAGAGUCCUGCGCACACAGUUCAACAUCAACGUUACUGAGCGUAGCGGUAUGGGCAUCGCUUGGGAGGAUGAGCAGCCCCCGCUCUACGAGGACAUUCCCGAUAGCCCUCCAAGCUAUCGCAUCGAAAUCGACAACUACGACGGAUCCGAACUUAACGAGGAUGUGGACCACCUCCACCUUUCAUGA